Messenger RNA from Entrophospora sp. SA101, 4101 nucleotides. The record is from the annotation of a GenBank genome assembly. NCBI's taxonomy places the organism in Eukaryota, Fungi, Glomeromycota, Glomeromycetes, Entrophosporales, Entrophosporaceae.
AUGGAUCAUGACAAAAAGCAAUUUUGGACACAUCGAACAACAUCAUCUAUAUCAGCACUUUCACUGCUAGCUAUCCCAUUAUUUUCACGAACUCAAUACCCAGCCGGCGGAAAACAUCUUGCGCCUCUUCUUCAUCUAAUAAUUCCUGGUAUUGAUAUGAAUGAUCCAAUCAAAACAAUAUCUUCCUUGGUAUUUGUUACCCAUACGUUAAUGGGCGUGCCAUUGAGUGAUUUGACAGAUGGUAAUAAUGAUCCUAGUUCUGGAUUCCGUUGGACUGGCAUAGAUAUUUAUGAGAGAGAAAAGGAUGAAAUGGAAAUUGAUGGAGAAGAAGAAAAUGCAUUAUGUAAAGCCGGUACUUCAGAAUUUGAAGAAUGGCUGGCAAAGUUUUAUAGAAGAAUCUUUACUAUAUUUGAAUAUCUUCCACAACAAGUACGUAGCAAAAUGAAUAUGGAAACUGGCUUGGUUACUGUUCUAUUGCAUGCAUGUGAAAUAGUUGGAAAUCAAUUGUCAGAACAUCUUCAAAGCAUGGCCUUAAAAAUGGUUAUAGAUUUUGCAUCAACAACUAUUUUACAAAAUGCUAUAAAACCAAUGGGCUUUUUAUGUUCAACUUUAACAAAUGCUAAUAAAAAAAAAGCACUUGCGCAAUUCAUUCCAUUAUGUCAUUCAAACAUCUCAGUUGAACUUCAACAUGGCGCUUCCUCCACACCAACAACAUCAUCAACUCAUCAUAUUCAAUCAGACACAACCCUUCACUGGUAUCAAUGUAUUUUAUAUCAUGUGGUUAUGACUAGUGGACAAGAUUUGCUUAUACAUAAAAAAGAAUUGUUGGAGUUGGCAAAUGAGAUGGUACAAAAGUGUCGGUCAAGAAAAGGAUAUAUGUGGACAGGGAAAUUCUUGAGAAUGAUGUUGAUUGCAUUAACACACACCUAUCCUUUGGAGUUUAGAACUGUAGACAUAGAACAUUAUCAAAAAAACCAUCAUAAAUAUUGGAUGGAACCAGGUGAUCUGAAUAACGUCAAUAUAAAUUGGCAUGUUCCAACCAAUGAAGAACUUGAUUUUGCAAUGGAAAUACUCGAUAUAUUUUUACAACCAACAAUCAAGCGAAUUAAAGAAUUGAUGGAAACUGGAAUUGACGAGGAAGGAACAGUAUUAAGUAAUCGAGAAAUGGCACAUGAGUUUUGUCGUCGAUUAAGUGUUAUCAGAAAUUGUAUUAGUGGAAUGACAACUUUAGUAGAAGAUGAUGGUGAAAUUGAAGACUCUGAUUUCAAAGACGAGGACACUGAAGCAAUUUAUCCAACAAAAAGCAUACCAGUAGGUUAUUGUUUUACAGAUAAAAAUGAUCCACGAAGACAAAUUGCACGAAAUUUACGUAGGGAAGUUGGAGAAUUUCUUCAUCAACUUGUAACUUAUUUCCGUACUAAACGAGAAGAUGAUGUUGAUAGUUUAAAAAUUAUUCUGAAGAUGACCAAGUUAUAUUUAACAGAUCGAGGUGUAGAAAAGUAUAAAUUCGAUUCUGUUAGACGCGGAUAUCAAUAUUCAAAGGGAAUGUUAAAAACUCCUCAUCACGAUAAAAAAUAUCCUCGAUAUUUGUUGGUAAAACGAACAUAUCAACAACAUUUAUGUCGUUUGAAACAGAAUUCUUUUGGCCGAAGUAGAGCAAAACUACAUGACGAUUUACUAAAAGACUUGGCAGAACUUUCAUUAAGUUCAUAUUCAGAAAUAAGGAGGAUAGCACAAUCCUACCUUACCAAUGCAUCAAGAUGCUUUAUCGGCGCCAAACCACUUAUAAUUCCAAUUUUGUUGAAAGCUCUGGAGCCUGGUGAACAUUCAAACUCGGAGAGAAUGAAGGGUGCUUUGUACUUGCUUGGUUCAAGGACAUAUAUGUAUACCUGUUUAAGAGAUUGGAGAUUUGUUCCAUUAUUUAUAACUAGGAUCUGUCUAGCACAACACAAUGAUAAGCCUUCUAUUCAAGAAAUGAUACGUAAAGUCUUUUAUGAAUAUCUUAUGAACUACAAUAACACCGCAUUCAAAACAAUUCUCACUGACAGUUUAGAUGAUGCAAUUUGUCGAGCUUUGGAUACGUUGUCAUUAAAACUUGACGAGGAUAAGUAUGAGAGGAUUUCACGUAAAACUAAACAAAGAAUGGAUUUGCAAAAGACUAGUUAUUUUGAACUUGCACCAACAUCUGUUGAAUUGGCCGAAUUUGCUGUGAAUAAUUUACUUUCAGAACUUCCAGCAAUGAGACGUAUUGCCAUUUCAACAACUACAAGAAUAUUAUUUCAUAUUAAACAAAGAACAUUUCUUGAGGGUGAUCCUGAACUUAUUACAUUGGGAAAAUCAACUAAUCCUCUAAAGAAAACGCUUUAUGUAAAGUCUCCACUCCCAACUGGGUUUACAGAUAAUUAUCUAGAAUCUGGUGUUACUCCAAUUGAAAGUGAAAACGAUGCAAAAAACUUAAUAUUACAGGAUAAGACAAAUAUCGGCUGGUAUGUUUGGCCUGAAAAGCUUCAGUACUAUGUGCCACGUACCAAUUCAAUCACUAUGCCAGCAGUUGAUAAUUUAUCUAAUCCAGCUUAUCUUAAACUGCUUGAGAAAUUUUCUGAAAAUAGUUUCUGGUCUUCAUUUAUACUGUAUUUGUCACAGGAAUCUACUCGUGAUAGAGAAGAUGUUUUCUCCGUUAUCAAUGCAAAUCUUUUUAAAAGUAUUUUUCAAAUGUACGAAGAUUCAUUUCUAGAAAUUAUUAUACCAGAAAUUACAAAAUUGUGUAAAUCAACGGAAAAGCAUCAGCAGAGAGCAGUGUCAGAAAUUAUGGCUGGCAUUGUGAGAGGAAGUAAACAUUGGAAAUUGGAAAGUUUAAAAAGUUUAUGGAGUUGGUUGAUUCCUUUGCUUGAAAAUACAUUUAAUCUAAUCACACCAGAUUCAUUAAUAUAUUGGGAAAAAUUUCUUGGCUAUUGUUUGAGAAAUAGAGACCCUCGCCGUGUUCUUCCUAUUAUUGAACUGAUAUUGAAAUCAAAGGUCGACUUGACAUCACAUGCUUCUUUUGCUGAAGCAAAAAAACUUUCUUUUGUGAAUACUUUAUUUAAUUCAUUUUCAUGGCGUAUGAUACCAAAAUCCAAACCAUUACUUGAAGUUUAUUUUGAAAAUCUUCGGCAUCCUUAUAAACAAGUACGUGAUGUGAUUGCAGCAAAUAUAAACUUGCUUUUACAAAUACAAUGGCAUCCCUCUGCAUCAAACAUUGAUGAAAUAUUAGAGAGUAAUAUAAAAUGUGGUAAUGGCAUGGGGUAUGUUCCCAUGAGUAUGGAUGUAAAUUUUAAACAAACAUUGGAUGAAUCAGUUAGAUUAUUAGCGAUUUGGAAAACAGAAAAGAAACCAGCUUCAGAAGGAUCAUCGGAAUAUGGAAAUGCUGGCAAAACCGCAUCUGGAACCUAUUAUUUGAUAUUGCCAUUAUUGCCCUCAAUAUUUCAAAUGCAAGAUGUUAACGAUGAUCAAGAUCUACAAACAGUAUCAACCCUUGUUUUAAACAUAAUUGCUUCAUUUCCAUAUCCGCCAGAUAUGGUUCCAUUGAUUAUUGAUAAAUUUUUAGAAAUUUUGACCGAAUCAUCCAGUUGGCGUAUCAGAGUAAAAGCAUUACCUGUUUUGCAAAUCUUUUUUUUCAAACAUUUAUUUAUGUUAAAUAAAAGAGAAAUGAUUAAAGUUAUGAAUGUUGUUUCCGGAAUGUUAAAAGACAACCAAAUAGAGGAGCAAUUUUCAAAACUAUUGGAAACUAAAAUUCCUCCAAGAAAGAAAACAAAUCAAGCACCACGUGCAGCCCUUCCGCUCGGUUUUCAAGAGGCAAUCCUUACACGCCAUGCUGGUGUACUUGGUCUUUCAUGUUUAAUUGAUGCAUUUCCAUAUGAAGUGCCAAAAUGGAUGCCUGAUGUUCUUGUAAAAUUAGCGAACUGUAUAUCUGAUCCUGUACCAAUACAAACAACUGUAAAGAAAACAUUUGCAGAUUUUAGAAGGACGCACCAGGAUUCUUGGCACGAAGAUACGAAACAAUUCACUGAAGAACAAUUAACACUUCUUUCUGAUAUAUUAAUAUCACCAUCUUAUUAUGCAUAG